AUGUCGAAGCGCAGGGCGUCUAUAGUCAUAUUAGAAGGAUUCAAGAGCUACAAAGAGCGAACUGUAGUAGACUUGGAUCCAAAUCUGAAUAUCAUAGUUGGUCAAAAUGGUUCUGGGAAAUCUAGUUUUCUUCUUGCCAUCCAAUUUAUCGUGGCGGAAAAAUAUUUUAAUAUGCCCCCUGGGUUAAGAAAAGAACUCAUGCAUAAUGACAGUGUUGAGACUGCAGAAGUUCUACUAAUAUUUGAUAAUUCCGAUAAUAGAUUCCCCAUGAAUAAAACCGAAGUUACUUUGAAACGUGUGAUCACUUCCAAUACAGACAACUUCUUUCUUAACGGAAAAAGAACCAACAAAGCUGAAAUAAAGAAGUUGUUGAAUGCAGUCGGAAUUUUUUCAUCAAAUCCGUUUUUCAUUAUAGAACAGGGGACGAUAAACGCAGUUGCAACAUUUCCUCCGACCUUACGAUAUGAAAUUGUUAGGCAAUUGGCGGGAUUAGAAAAAAGUAACAACGCACAAAAUUUUAACGAUCGCAUCGAUAAAAUAAAAAUAAAAAUUGUACACGCCCAAAGAAAGUACGAUUGUAUCAGAAUAUCCUACGAAGAAAUUAAGGAAGAAUCAAAAGCAGUUAAAAUCGUCCAAAAUUACGAUAGAAGACUCGUUACCAUUAAUUAUGUCCUCACCGAAAGGCAAUUGGAGGUUGACAAAAAAGCAAUAGGGAAGUUGACCCAACAAAUAUCCGAGCUUACCGAGAAGAAAGAGUUGUACGAAACGGAAUUGGCAGGUUUAGAAAAAAACGAAAAACAAUUCCAAAAACGCGUUAAAGUUAUCGAUAAGUUGUUGCCCAUAAAAGAAAUGGAGUUAAAUGGUUUACAAAAAGAGCACGAAGUUUGCUUAAAAGAAAAAACUAGUUUGAAAAUGACGAUUGAAGAAUUGAAGCAGGAAACUCGGGCCAAAGGCGAAAUGGAUGCAAAGUUGGCCCAACUCGACUCCAAAUGCGCGAGCAAAAAGAAGAGACUUGACCAGAUGCAGUCCCGGUACGUCGAGUUGCGACAAAAGGAAGAAAGCCAUUCGCGCGAAUUGUCCAAAUUCGAGCAACAGCGGGAUAUUUUACUGGGCAAGCAAGGCCGCAGCGGUCAAUUCGAUUCGAAGGAACACAGGGAUGCUUGGAUCAACGAGCAAAUACGAAUUUUAAAAACUCAAAUAAGCGAUAAAAAGGAGUUGCGGGAAAAAAUAUCGAGAGGCUUGGAGCUCGAUCGUCGAUCGGUUUCCAAGCUAAAAGAGAAAUAUGAUGAGGGAAAAACUAAAUUGGAAGAAUACAAAACGUCGUCCAGCCAAUGUGAUAAGUUGCUUUUCGAAUUGAAUGGUGAAGUGGAUAAAAUCCGAAAUGACAUGAACAAUUUCUGGUACAGAAAGCGAGAGAAAGAAGAACAACUUUCGAUGUUCAAAGAGCAAGUAUCCAAAGCGCAUCAAAAAUUAUCGGGAAAGAUCGCCAAAUCCAUUAUGAAUGGAAUCGAGGGCGUUCAUAAGGUUUUGGAAGAAUUCAAAUCUGGCGGAGAAGAUGACAUUACUAAGCACUACUACGGUUUGAUAAUCGACAUUUUCCAUUGCGAUGAAUCUCUUUAUACAGCCGUCGAUGUCGUCAGUAAGACGAAACUAUUUUAUCACGUCGUCGAAUCGAAUCAAAUAGCUACGUCGAUUUUGAAAAAAUUCAAUGAAAUGAAAUUACCCGGAACUCCGUACUUCAUGCCUUUGAAUAAACUGAAGGUAGAAGAAAUUACUUAUAAAAAAGUGGGACCUAAUAAGCCGUUACUGGACUGUUUAAAUUUCAAUCCGAAAUUUCGCAAAGUGAUGCUCUAUAUGUACAAUAAAAUAUUGCUUUGUUCCGAUAACGAUACUGCCAGCAAGACGGCAAGAACUUCUAGAAUGAAUUGCGUUACAUUCGAUGGAGGAUACAUACAAUCAAACGGAGUUUUAUCUGGAGGGUAUUUAAACCAAGAGAAAUUGUUCAUUACUUUGUAUAAAACGUACGUCUCGGCAAAAAAGGAGCAAACGAUCAGUGAAAUGGAUCUAAAAGCACUUGAUAAUGAUUUUCAAGAUCGUAAAAGGACAUCUGAAAAUAUCCAGCAUCGAAUUCAGCAGAUCGCUAAUGAAAAAACUCAAGCAGAGCGAAUGGUCGACGAAUAUAAAGCAAAAGUUGGUUCAGUUAAAGAAAAAUUGUCGAAUUUGGAGAUUUCGAUAAGAACGAACGAACAGUUACUGGUAAAGUACGCGGAAGACAUUGAAGACUUUGAAACGAAACAAAGGGCUUUCGAACGGGAGUUGCAACAGGAUUUUCUGUCCCAACUAUCCUCUCAGGAACAAAAGGAAGCCGAUGAUCUGCUGAACAAUAUACAGGUUUUGAAGAAAACCGUCGCAAAAGCUACCACAGACCGCAUGAUGUUGGAAAUCGAAAAGGACAAAGCGGAAAGUGAACUUUCCAAAUACACACGCCUUUACCCUCAUUUGGAAAAGGAAAAGAAUCAAAUAACCUUAAACGAGGAAAAACUUGCCCAAAAGCUCAUCGAAAAAAGGAAUAUAAACGAAAAAAUUAACCAAAUCAAAGAAAAAAUUCAGUCCGUGGAACUUUUUAUUAAAGAUACAGUCGAUGGGAAACGGCAGGAAUCCGCUGAUAGAGAAAAAUUACUUGAAAAAUUAGAUUACACUAAGGAACAAAUGGAAGAAAUUACCUUGCAAUUAGCGAAGGUCACUAAGAAAGAAGCAAGUGUAAGGGACCGGAUUGUGGAUUGUGAAACAAAAUUGAAGAACGAGGUUUUUUUCUCGCGAGAAUUACAUACUGAAUAUUCUGCUCUAACUGACGCUUUGUUGUUUAAGGAAAAGGACGGUCUAGUUAAAAAAAUAAAAAAUCUAGAUCAUUGCGACAAAAAGUGCUUACGUUUCCUCGACUUUUAUUACCAGAGAGAAGCGUUAUACAAAAAGAAAUUAGGAGAAUUCAACGUUUGCUUUGAGAAAUGUCAAGAGUUGGUUGCAAAACAAGAACAUUGUACAAUGGGACAAUUAGAGUUCACUUUGGCCCAAAUUCGAAGAUAUUUCGAAGAGAUAUUCAGGAAAAUCGUGCCCGAGGGCUCCGGCAAGGUGGUCUUCUUGCGUGUUCAUGAAGACUCCGAGGAGACAAAUGCCAUAAGAGGAAUCGACAUUAAGGUUUCAUUUAACAACAUCGCCCCUGAAAUGCAGAGUAUUCAACACCUUUCUGGCGGACAGAAAACGCUUAUUGCCUACGUGUUUAUAUUGGCCCUUCAAAAAUGCGAUCCCGCUCCUUUCUAUGUACUAGACGAAAUCGAACAGGCUUUGGAAUCUAAAUACAGAAGCGUUAUGGCAAAAAUACUUCGGCAAGUAUCCACCGAAUCACAAUUAAUAGCAACUACAUUCAAUGCCGAUUUACUGGAGUACUCCCGUAAAUGUUUCGUCGUUCAGUAUUACAACAAAUUAUCGAAUAUUACAGAAAUUGCCCAACAGAAAGCGAUUCAAUUCGUCUCGAGAGUAUAACCUUUUGAAAGUUUUGCUUUGUUUUAGGGAAUUUUUUUAUCAAUUUUUUAAUGUUAUUUCGUGUUUUAUGUUUUUCCGACGUACUGUUUAAAUUUUUAUCUAUAUUAUUAGCAACGUUCUUGUUCAUAAUUUUCGUUUAUUUUUGAGUUUCAUUAAUCGUUGUUUUCUCUUCCCUUCGAAUACUCGAAUACUUUAAGUUUUGUGUUCAAAUUUUCGUAAUAAAAGUUCUUUUGCCGUUUCGUUACGUUUCUCUUUUAGAAUACAUUUUGGUUCAAUUCUUUUGAAAAAAUAAAAAUUUUGGGCCAACCUGGUAUGUUUCUGUCAGCUAU
Molecule: messenger RNA, 3869 nt
Organism: Phyllotreta striolata
Lineage: Eukaryota; Metazoa; Arthropoda; Insecta; Coleoptera; Chrysomelidae
Source: the annotation of a GenBank genome assembly